Molecule: messenger RNA, 1179 nt
Organism: Theileria orientalis strain Shintoku
Lineage: Eukaryota; Apicomplexa; Aconoidasida; Piroplasmida; Theileriidae
Exons: 3
Coding region: 1-1179 (392 amino acids)
Source: RefSeq, a predicted model, not a curated record
AUGUUAGAUACUUGCGGCUCCAUAGAAGUUCACGGUCUCAAGGAAGGCAAGUUUGGUGCUCAGGGCGGCAAGCCUAAGCAAGCCCUAUGUUGCCUCUCAGGCAUCAGGAAUCUGGUCGUAAAUCGCAUUUCCUUCCCCAAGAAUCUGCCCAGGGGCUACAAAAUAGACGCGAACGGGGAAUUUUUGGUAUACUUCAACGGCAGGGUCACUGAGGCCAACGACUACCUCAGGCCUUACAACCUCAGGUGCGCACACAAGUGGAUCGGGAGCGAAAGGGACCAGAUAUCGGUAAUCCACAUAUACAGUACCUAUGACAACGUGACUAGCGGGCCCUCGAGGGGGAUGAAAGGCAACAUUUAUUUUCUGUUCAGCCAUGGGAACAACACUGACGUCGGCCACAUGUUUUUCAUGUACACUCGCCUGUGCUGCUUCCUCGGAGUUAACCUCGUUUCCUACGACUACAACGGCUACGGACUCAGCUCAGGUAAGCCUUCUGAGAUGAACUUGUACGAGAACGUCGUUUCGGUCUACAAGUUCAUGCGGGACUCGCUCAAGGUCGACCCCAGGCACAUCAUUCUCUACGGUAAGUCCCUGGGAUCCGCUCCCGCGUGCUUCCUUAUCAGUCAAUCGGAGCUUUACCCUGUAGGUGGGCUAAUUUUGCACUCUCCUCUCGCUUCCGGGCUCCGCGUGUUCUUCAAGUCGAUCAUUAAGCACCGUUUCGACGCCUUCGACAAUGCCGAGUUUCUCAAAAACUGCCCUCUAAUCCCUGUGUUCUUGCUCCACGGCAUCUCCGACGACCAGAUUCCCAUUGAGCAGGCUGUCGAGCUCACUUGCAUUGUGAAGGAGAGUCACGAGGUCGUGAUGUCAAAGCGCCUCAAUCAGAACAACAAGUUCCACCUCGAGAACGUUCCCAACCCCAAGGUCGACGCUGAGCACUCGCACCUCAACCAGGAGAGCAUUGAGGUGAUUCCCCGCGGCCGGUUCUCUCAGGUCAUUCAGGACGCUCGCAAGAUAAACCAGACUAACCAGUACGUCAAGACUUGGUGGAUUGAGGGCGCCGGCCACAACGACAUUGAGCGCAUCUUCUCCGCCGACUACUACGACCACCUCUCCAAGUUUCUCCAGCUUUACCGCAAAUGGCUCAAGGAGAAUAACGAUAGCAUUAAACACAAUGUUUGA